Messenger RNA from Endocarpon pusillum Z07020, 822 nucleotides. RefSeq names its product methyltransferase BUD23. Gene Ontology annotation, biological process: rRNA (guanine-N7)-methylation. The transcript is spliced from 2 exons. Gene Ontology annotation, cellular component: nucleolus. NCBI's taxonomy places the organism in Eukaryota, Fungi, Ascomycota, Eurotiomycetes, Verrucariales, Verrucariaceae. Bases 1 to 822 code for a protein of 273 amino acids. Gene Ontology annotation, molecular function: rRNA (guanine) methyltransferase activity. The record is from RefSeq and is a predicted model, not a curated record.
AUGUCUCGCCCCGAAGAUUCCCUGCCUCCCGACCUCUACUACAAUGACACCGAAUCCGCAAAGUACACCACCUCCUCCCGCAUUCAGAACAUUCAAGCAUCCAUGACGCAUCGCGCCCUAGAACUUCUCUCUCUCCGGGAGCCAUCCUUCAUCCUCGACAUUGGCUGUGGUUCCGGUCUUUCCGGCGAAAUUCUGACUGGAGAAGAACACAGCUGGAUCGGUCUCGACAUCUCCCCCAGCAUGCUUGAUAUCGCGUUGCAACGCGAUGGAGUCGAUGGAGAUCUGUUCCUCAGCGAUAUUGGACAGGGUGUUCCAUUCCGGCCGGGGACGUUCGAUGCGGCAAUAUCCAUCAGUGCGAUACAGUGGUUGUGCAAUGCGGAUACAUCGAACGUCAGCCCAGAGGGACGGCUGAGGCGAUUCUUCGACUCGCUGUAUGCCAGCUUACACAGGGGCGGGAAGGCUGUGUGUCAAUUCUACCCGAAGAAUGACCAGCAGCGGAACAUGAUCACGACGGCGGCGACUCGUGCUGGGUUCGGGGCUGGAAUACUGGAAGAUGAUGGUGGGACGAAGAAUGCAAAGAUCUAUCUCUUGUUGCAUGUUGGAGGCGGAGAUGUGACGCGAGCAGUGGCGGGGAUGGAGGACGUCGUUGUUGAGGAUAAUCGGAGGGCUGCUCGAGAACUACAGGGCAAGAGAAAGAGAGGUAAAGAGGUCAAGGGGAGCAAACAGUGGAUUCUGAAGAAGAAAGAGCAGAUGCAGAAUAAAGGCAAGGUUGUCAAGGCUACUUCGAAAUACACUGGCAGGAAACGAAGACCGAACUUCUGA